AUGAAUACUUCGCAACGUCCGCCAGUUCUUUCAUAUCCUUACCCACCCGGCGUGUCGCUGGGCCCGCCAGUGUCCCCGGUCCGUCAAGUGUCGCCGCAAUUACCAGUCAACUUGGGCUCCAAUAAUCCGUUUCGCAACCGUGCGUUGUCGCCAUCCAGCUCCAUCACAUCAGGAGGCCGUCCGGAGCGACCGACCUCGACCAAUCCUUUCUUGGACGACGUUGAUCCCUCGUCGCCUCAGUCUGCGCCCGUGGGUAGCAUGACGUUCCCGAACGAAAGACAGGACAUCACAGGAAACACUCGCGAUCUCUUCGAAAACCUCUCCUUGGGCUCUGCUCCUCAGCCGACUGGUUACCGACCUGCUCCGCCCCCUCCGACCAAGCCCCAGGUGAACGGUGCCAGUGUUCGCCCUCCCCCAGCUUCGAGAGAACGCCCCGACCGCCGUCAAAAGGAUCCUUUGGACAUCUUUGCCGACCCGGUCCGUCCUUCGAAGCCUUCUGGCUCCUCCAGCUCAAGGCCGCGCGACCGUGAGAGACGCCCGCGUCGUAACUCGGAAUCGUCCGUGAUGGAUCGCACACCGAAACUCAUCGAUGUCGAUGAUGAAAAGAGACGGCGGGAGCGACGACGACGGGAAAAGGAAAGGAGUGAGAGAGGCGACUCCAAGAAGGAUCCCAAGUCUCGCUCCAAGAAGAACAACUACCAGCUUGAUAUUAUCGACAAGCUGGAUGUGACAAGCAUCUACGGCACCGGAAUGUUCCAUCAUGACGGGCCGUUCGAUGCUUGCAACCCGAACCGCAACCGCAAGGGACUGCGCACCGCUCCCAUGCAAGCUUUCCCGAAGGACUCCACGAACAUGGCCUUGGGAGGCGCCGGACCCCUGAACCAGAACAUCGAUCUGAACCUUUUCCACGGUCGGACUGAAGAAGGGUACAAUGAUUUCGCCACCAGCGGUGCUGACCGCAGAACCGAAGGUGUCAGCUUUGACCCCAAGUCACGCAUCGAGCCGGUCCACGGAGCCCAAUCCAUGGGCCUAGGAACCAGCACUUUCCUCGACGGAGCUCCCGCCAGUCGGUCCGCCAUGCAACGCCGAGCUAGCGAGAAUGAGAACCAGGGCGGCGGUGGCGGACUGCAGCGCAAGAAGAGUCUGGCUCAGCGACUUCGUGGAAUGAACCGAGCUCCGAGCGGCCGCGUCGUAACUCCCGAAGAUACCUACACUGCCCCGGCCGGCAACUCGGGAACGAUCCGCGCCAAUGAGAAGAACCCGUUUUUCCAGGACUAUGAUGACGCAUGGGACAAGAAGGGUGUUCGGAUUGAGGAAUCGCGUGAGGUCGGCCGCACUCGUUCAUCCAGCAGCCCGAAGCAGAGCCCUGGUCUCGAGCGGUGGAACACCAAUGAACGGAAUAACGGCAGCUUCGAUGACCGGCAGAACAACGGCGGUGGGUUUCUCAAUCGCAUGAAGAGCUUGAGAAAGCCUCGCCCGGAGAGACGGGUCAGCGACGAUUGA
Aspergillus melleus is the source of this 1503-nucleotide messenger RNA. RefSeq names its product Pal1 family protein. Bases 1 to 1503 code for a protein of 500 amino acids. The transcript has 4 exons. NCBI's taxonomy places the organism in Eukaryota, Fungi, Ascomycota, Eurotiomycetes, Eurotiales, Aspergillaceae. Gene Ontology annotation, cellular component: cytoplasm. The record is from RefSeq and is a predicted model, not a curated record.